CACCUCUUCUUUUUCGCUAAUGAUGACUUUAUGAUCCCCAAAAUGGAACUGUUUAUUUCUGGCGGUUUGAAGUAGCCUUAACUUUAACUUCACAAAAUGCAAACGAUUGGGUCGAUAAAAACACGAAUCCAAAUUUCGUACAGAUUGUCGAGAUUUAUCGAACUUAGCUUCGGGGAUCAUGUACAAUGCUUUGAAGCCACGGUCACGAGUUCCUUCGCCUCUACCCUGCCGCUUCGUCACAUGGUCCAUCCCCUACCUAACGCUCCCCAUUGCCCAAGUCUUUGGAUUACAUUCCUGCCUUUAUUUCAGAGUCGGGGCUCUCAUGGUGGUGUCAUCUUAAACCAAUACAUACCGGAAGGAGGGAACAAGAGGCCACAUUUUGAGAAAUCUUUUUUCUUUUGUAUAACGAUUGAUGAUGAAGUUCUUGUAAAUUCGAUGGAGUGACUGUGGUUGUCUUUCCUUCAUGUUGUUGCAAGAACCACCGAUUGCAUCAUUACAGAAUAAUCACCAAGGUCUUCCACGUUAGUCGAUGAUGCCAAGUGUCUAACAACCGGUGUUUCUGUCUCUAAGCAACCGCAAAGUGAUGCGUAUACUGUCGAAGGUUGCGAGUGCAAAGUCGUUUUAUUUGGCGACUAGACCCGCCAGAAGCUGUCUUGGUAACCUUAAUGGCAUAGUUUUCUCAGUAACAUGGAGUUGGUUGCCCGUCUAUUUGCUGUAAUGUGCUCGAUGCAUUGCACUGGUAUCGUGAUGGCUCAAUUUUCUGAUCUUAGCGGAGAUCUCACGGAUCUUGGUGAUAUCUUGGAAGGUCUAAAUUUGGGUGACCUCGAUAUCUUCGGCACAGCUGGGGAGGGGCCGAAUGAAGUCAAGCGGGAGAAAGCUGACCCUCUGACGUGCUACGAGUGUAGUGAGUUCAGUGAACCCAUCAAAAACAGUCGCGAGUUGGCCUGGUCUUGCGCCAUUCCUUCCAAGACCACACUCAAUGGGUCUGUCUGUAUGGCGCCACCCUCGGGUUAUGUUAAUCGUUGCGGCUGGAUAGAGGCCACGGUUUCUUCUCCAAAUCCCGACAAUCAAGAGGAAACUUUGGAAUUGUACUGGAUCUUCAGGUCUUGUGUACUAGUUCCUGAAUCUUUGGGGAUUGGCGACGAUUGUUUCUCUGGAGACCUGGAGGACACGCAGAAUAAUCUGGGUCUUUCAAUCGAAAAGAUUGUGGGUGUCAGUGGUACCAUUAGCGGCGAAGGUUGCUUCUGCAGCAAAGACUACUGUAAUGGGGUCUCUACCGUUAGAUUCCAGACUGUUGGCGCCAUAUUGGGUGUGGCAACGAUAGUGCAAAGCGUUAUUUAUUAGUGGCAAUAAAUGCACAGUAUAGUGUUAAUUCAAACCUGAUACAUCGGUUUUUGAGUGAAAGGUAGUCAAAAAAUCACGGUAAUGUGUUCUGAAAACUGCACUUUAUACAGUCUUUGUUUUCUAUUAUUAAAAAGCCAUGUUUUGUCAUAAACGUUAGAGGUAUAUUAAUUAAUGCAAGUAAGUUGUGAAAUGCAUAAUUGACUUCGCUUUGGCGUUCACGGACAAUGCAGAGAUACAGAUGCCGGGUAAUUUUGCCUGAUAACAAUAUUUGCUUGGCGCCUAAAAUUCACCUCAGAUCUCAGAUUCAGCUUGUAACGAGGAUAUUUUUUGCUCUUUUGUGUAACUAAGCCAUGUUUAUGUGCCAACCUAGGAUACGUUCUCCUGAACUCGCAGUUCAUUAUCUGGUUAUAUAUCGGGCAUCAUGUGCCUUUUCUUGAAGAAACUUGUCUGACACCAUACUUUUCUCAUUGUAUAAUCAUGACGUUUGUGUAACCAUUAAUUCUGCAAGUUACAAGAAUGCUUCCUAACAUGUACAAGAGACGGACAAAUUAUACCAAUGAUGGACAACACCAACCUUGUAAUUCUAAACCAUUAUAUCAGCAGUGAUACUCACUAAUCUUUCUGUAACUACCCCCCUCUUGUGAGCAGCAUCUAAAAAGGUCAUGCUAUGCCCACAUCAUUUUCAACAUGUAUGCUGAUAUUUUGUACUGACGACCAUUGCGGAUGACUACGCAAAAUAUAGCCCGUGUACCCCCUCCCAUCUGCUCUGAUUCUGUUUUCCCCUCCAUCUAUGGUUUGACCUGUGUCGAAGUCCAGAAGGCUGUACAAGGUCAGGACCCCUUCAAAUAAAUAUUGUAAUUGCGUAGCACUAUUAUUAACAAGUGCAUGUAUCGAUCGCAGUUGGUUGUUUGGCCUGCAAACGGUUGUCCUGUUGAUGAGGAUAGAAAACUGCCUCCUUUAUGAUAACAGGCGUGUGGAACAGGUCUUUGAUUCAUGCGGGCUCUUGAUGAAAAGACAGAUUACUUGAAGCGAUGGAGUACUACUAUAGCACAACUUAUCAGCAAAGAUUUGAGCUUUAAUUCGGACGAUACGUCAGCUCGCUCUAUGCUACAUGUAUAUACAUUUACUCGAGAAUUCCUUGCAGGGAUCAAAAUUUGUCAAUGCAGAUUCUACAUGGUCAAAUGCUUUACCGUCAGGACUUUAAUGAACUUCGGCUUGUAGCUGUAUAUCAUCAUAAACAAUUGCUAAAUACUUCGAGUGAAAUCACCUUAACAAAAUCAGAACAGGAAGGAAGACCAUAAACGAACCUUACAUUCAAAGCUCCAUCUCUUUUUGUAAAUUGUAAUCAAACGCCUCCGCACCAUACAACCCCAUGGCCUGAAUAUCCAAGAGGAAACUGCUAUCCUUUCUUCUCCUAGCUUUUGUGUGGAAUUACAUGCACACCCCCUUUUGGGGUCCAGUUCAUUCCAUUGUAUGUUUUCUUUGAUCUUUUCCUUCCUUAGAUCCCUUUGUUGCUCAAGCAUGCCUUUCAAGCAGUCCGCUACCCCUUGCCUCUUCAUCCAACUCACUGCAGCCUACUUGACCUUUUCUUUUGUUCGCCUGCAUUCGUCCAUGCUUGGUUGAUUCCCCUUUUGCUUGUUUGCCCCUUGUCAUUUUGCCUUUAAGACAGAUUCUGCGAGAUCGAAACAUGAGGGCCUCCAUAUUUUGUGUUUUUGGUAAUCUUGUUCGAAAUCAAUUUCAUCGAGCUUGCGAUUCGCAUUCUGUGUCAGGACUUUAGAAAGAUCUUUGUUUAUAUGCACAGACAAGAUUGAACAUAAUGUAGUGGGGUACCGGCCACAGUUUUGUGUAUAGAGCUUAUUGUACAUUCGUAAAAAUGAAGACACGGUUUUAACAAUGGUGUCAUUACUUGCGCGGUCUUGUACUGAUCGCAAAGCCUUGAAAAUAUGCCUUAUAAAUAUUUAAGUAUCCUUACCAUUAUGUUGAUUUUUAUAUUUAGUGCUGUUUGCGACAUAAUCAAUUAUUGCUUUGUAUUUUGAUUUACUGUUGAACUUGUUUUAGAUAAUAUAGGACCACAAGGUACAAGUUAAACAAAAUUUCAAACUCCUUGAAAGAAAUAUUCAGGAGAGUUCGUCUACUAUUUAAUGCUGUGUAACACCAUUUCAAUUUCCCUUGCUGCGACCUUGCAAAUUUGGUAUCCACUUUUAAGGUUUUUUUUUUUCAUUUACGUAUAUAGCAACAAUUGAAUAAUAGGGAAUAUACAGGGGAUUGAAGAGAGAUAAGCCUCACUUAGCCUUGAUCAAGGCGUUUGCCAUCAGUCGCAAUGAACUACAUAGCGGUCCACAGCCUUCUACAAUAUUCGUUGAAUAACCGUACUAUUGCUCUCAUGCCAGGGGAAAAUUGUUGUUUCGAUUGAAUAUUCUUUAUUUUCGUUUAUAGGGAUUUUAUUACUUGAUGACAGUCUUUUAUGACUUGAAUUCAAUUGCUUCUACGUAUCAUUUAAAUCUCAUUUUUUAUUAUUUAUUUGAAUAUGUUUCUUUUUUUUCAUUACUGUAUUAUGUAAUACCCGACAUUAACUGACUACUUUUGU
Molecule: messenger RNA, 3931 nt
Organism: Acanthaster planci (crown-of-thorns starfish)
Lineage: Eukaryota; Metazoa; Echinodermata; Asteroidea; Valvatida; Acanthasteridae
Source: RefSeq, a predicted model, not a curated record